AUGGCUCUCCUGCGGAUGUGUGCAGAGUGGAGAACCUCGACCAGCAUGCCGUUGCUCGUUUUUCACCUAUUUUGCUUUUUCACGCUGAGCAAAAGCGUGCUUUUGAAUAAUGGUGCUGACAGUGUUGAAUCUCACCAAGAAGCGUCGGCCCUGCUCCGAUCUCUCAAUUUACCCCAACAUACAGAAUAUGAAAUUGUAUCUCCCUAUGAGGUCAACCACCAAGGCGUUUACAUCUCUCACGACGUUGCCCACAACCAGCGCAGAAGGCGACGCAGAUCCUUGACCCCGGGUGCUGGCUCAUCAAAAACCGAAGGCAGCAGCGAAACGGUCCACUUCCGACUGAGUGGCUUGGGGCAGGACUUCCACAUGGAGCUGAGGGAGGCCUCAGGGAGCCUGAUUGCACCUGGCUUCACCAUCCAGGUCCUGGGAAAGAACGGCACAAAGAGCCUGAGGGCCUACCACCAGGACGACCUCUGCUUUUACCAGGGGUUGCUGAGAUCAAAGGUCAACUCCUCUGUGGCACUGUCCACAUGCACGGGGAUGUCAGGUUUGAUCAGAACACAGGAUGCAGACUAUUUCCUGAGACCCGUCUCCCUCCGCCUGGCCCAGAGGGAGAACUUCACAGCACCCUCCAGUCACCAACCACACAUCCUCUACAAGAGCGAGAGGAACUCCCAUACAGAGCAGAGAGGUCACGACCCUCGGGUGGUUCAGAAGAGAUCCUCAGAUUCAACUCAUCACAAAUCACACAGACACCUUGUCACCAAGAGAUCCACAAUCUCACAGGAAGACCCCAUCACCUCCAGCACAGUUCAUGAAGAGCAACAAGGUGACAUCAGUCACGGUGACCAGAUAGAGCAUCACCGAAGCAGCCAUCGCCAUGACAAUGACCACAGACAGGGGGAGAAGCAGAGGCAACACUUCUGCGGGAGACGGAAGAAAUACAUGCCCAAACCUCCGGAAGAGGAUGUCUUUAUCCUUCCAGACGAGUACAAAUUCAACCCGAGGAACAAAAGAGCAUUACCAAUGAAGAAACAGGCCAAUCAGAAGCUCAACGUGGAGACGCUGGUGGUGGUGGACAGGAAGAUGAUGGACAACCAUGGUCAUGAGAACAUUACCACAUAUGUUCUUACUGUGCUUAAUAUGGUCUCCAGUCUCUUCAAGGACGGUACAAUAGGGGGGAACAUCAACAUAGCGAUAGUUGGCCUUGUGCUUCUGGAUGAAGAGCAGGAUGGCUUGGUGAUCAACCACCAUGCAGACCAUACACUGAACAGCUUCUGCCACUGGCAGUCCACUCUAGGAGGCAGAGAGGGCCGACACCACGACCACGCCAUUCUCCUCACAGGAUUCGACAUCUGCUCUUGGAAGAAUGAACCCUGUGACACUCUUGGUUUUGCACCAAUUAGUGGGAUGUGCAGCAAGUACCGAAGCUGUACCAUUAAUGAGGACACAGGCCUGGGUCUGGCAUUCACUAUCGCGCAUGAAUCUGGACACAAUUUUGGAAUGGUCCAUGAUGGUGAAGGGAACGUUUGUAAGAAGUCAGAAGGCAACAUCAUGUCUCCCACAUUAGCCGGUCACAAUGGUAUCUUCUCCUGGUCUGACUGCAGCCGCCAGUACCUCAGCCGCUUCCUCAAUUCUGCCCAGGCUGUGUGCUUAUCAGAUGAACCCAGAGCGGUCAAGGAGUAUCGGUACCCUGAGAAGCUGCCUGGCGAGCUGUACGACGCAGACACACAGUGUAAAUGGCAAUUUGGGGAAAAGGCCAAACUCUGCACCCUGGACUUUAAGAAGGAUAUCUGCAAGGCUCUGUGGUGCCACCGUGUUGGUAGGAAGUGUGAGACCAAGUUCAUGCCAGCAGCUGAAGGCUCUGCCUGCGGCCCUGAUAUGUGGUGUCGUAGGGGCCAGUGUGUGAAGCAGGGUGACGAGGGCCCGAGGCCUCAGCAUGGCCAGUGGUCAGAGUGGUCCUCCUGGUCAGCCUGCUCGCGGAGCUGUGAGAGCGGAGUCACCUAUCGGGAGCGCCAGUGCAACAACCCAAGACCUGCAUAUGGAGGGAAUUUCUGUGAGGGCUCCUCCAGGUCGUACAAACUUUGCAACACUCAGGAUUGUCCCGCAAACACCCCUGACUACAGAGCGCAGCAGUGCGCCGAGUUCAACGGCAAACAGUUCAGAGGAUGGUACUACAGCUGGAGGCCAUACACCAGAGUAGAUGAUCAAGAUGUAUGUAAGCUGUACUGCUUUGCUGAGGGUUAUGAUUUCUUCUUUGCCCUGGCCAGCAAAGUUAAGGAUGGGACACUCUGCUCACAGGACAGCUCUAAUGUCUGUAUUGACGGACUGUGUGAGAGAGUGGGCUGUGAUCGUGUUUUGGGCUCCACGGCUGUGCCUGAUGCUUGCGGGGUGUGUAAGGGAGACAACUCCACCUGCAAGAUCUACAAAGGACAGUACACCAAGCAGCAUUAUACCAACCAGUACUAUGGGGUGGUAACAAUCCCAGCAGGAGCUCGGAGUAUCCGUGUGUUGGAACUGAAUACGUCCAGCUCCUACCUGGCUGUCAGGGACACCCAGAGACGUUACUACCUGAACGGGCACUGGACCGUGGACUGGCCAGGCCGACACCCCAUCGCUGGAGCUAUUUUUGAGUACAAGAGACCAUACAACAGACCAGAGAGCCUCAUAUCAACUGGCCCCACUAAUGAGACACUAGUCAUAGAGAUAUUGUUGCAGGGCAGGAACCCAGGUGUACGUUGGGAAUACACUCUGAAGAAAGCUGAUGAGAAAAGGAACCACAUCAAACACAACUAUACAUGGGCCAUCAUACGCUCUCAAUGCUCAGCUACUUGUGCUGGAGGUCAGAUGAACACGAAGUCAGCAUGUUACAAAGACUUGAGAGUGCAAGUGAAUACAUCCUACUGCAAUCCCAGAUCUCGACCAGCUACUGGACUGAUGCCCUGCAACACCCAACCAUGUCCCGCCAGCUGGUCUGUAGGAGAGUGGGGGGGCUGCAGUCGGAGCUGUGGAGGAGGGGAGCAGACGCGGCAGGUCCAGUGUGUCCAGAGAACCAGCCAGGCCAACGCAGACGCCCUGGCUGACUCUCACUGUGCCCAGCCCACUCCAGCCAGGAGACAAGCCUGCAACUCACACAGCUGUCCACCAGUCUGGACCACUGGGCCGUGGUCACAGUGUUCUCGUAAGUGUGGCAGCGGCUUGAGGAAGAGGACGGUACUGUGUACGAGCACCAACCCAGGCGAACCAACACACACGCUGACAGACAGUUUGUGUGCUGGCCUGUCGAAACCCGCCAAUCAAGAAUCCUGUUUCCUCAAACGCUGCCAGAAACAACGCAAAGUCCAAUGGUUUGUCUCCACGUGGCAAGAGUGUUCAGUAACAUGUGGUCGUGGCCAUCAGGCACGCUUCAUAAAGUGUGCAGAGAAGGACACUGCAGGAAAGUACAGAGAGCUUGCUGCCAAGAAGUGCCACCAUGUCCCCAAGCCCACAGUAGAGCUCCAGAGGCCCUGCAUCCUGGCUGAGUGCCCCGUCCGCACUACCCCACCCGUCCACCGGUGGAGCACGCACCAUCUCACCUAUCCCCCUCAACCCCUCCCUCAACCUCCGCCUCAAGCAGAGUGGCUCUCAUCUCCUUGGUCUCAGUGCACAGUAACAUGUGGAGGAGGAGUGCAGGCCAGGACAGUCCAAUGUCUGGUCCAAGGGAAGCCCUCUCCUGGCUGUGCCCUCUAUCUUAAACCCUCAAUGUCCCAGGCCUGCAACACCAACUUCUGCCCACAACCUGAGAAGAAAGACCUUGCCUGUAGGGAUUACUUCAGCUGGUGUUACCUGGUGCCCCAGCAUGGAGUCUGCAACCACAAGUUCUAUGGAAAGCAGUGCUGUCAAUCAUGUUCAAAUUCAAACCUAUAAUCAUACACAGGGACUCUGUCUGUGACACAGAUGGAUAGGUGGUUAGAUAGACAAAAGACUUUGAUGUUUGACACCAAUGCUUGAAAAGACAGAGUUUUUGCUUUAAGCGUGUGGCGAGCACUGAAAACAAAUGUCGCUUCAAUGGAAGUGCAAAAGACUUGAUGUGCCCUUUCUCCUCCAUGCGAUGCCGGACAUCUGGAUACAAGAGCUUGAUUCAUUACACAGGGAAGUGAUCGGGACAGUACAAAUAAAGCAGAGGAUUAUGAGGAGGAACUAGCGACAUGGGAAUCUUGAUUAAAGCAUAGGACUGACAUAUCCAAAAGAAACUGAAAACCUGAAAAAUCCCAGCUUUGUUUAUAUACAGUAUGUAAUUGCACAGAUCUUUGCCCAGGACACCCAACAUUUCCCGGUCAACCACAGGCCAACGAUGGCAGGCCAACAGAGAAAAAAGAAACGGUUGACAAGGUUUCAGGCACCGCCACGCAACAACACGCGAUACGGCCUGGUCUGCACUGCAAUUCUUGAUCAAUUGGGAAUUUUGGGUCUGAUAAUGAAAAGGGAUGUUUCAAAAGAAGCAAUUAAGAAACAUAAUUUUACUCUACAGCUUGAUUAAGAACAGAUUUGGAAUCAUCAAAGUGGGUUUCCUCAAUAGCUGGACAAUAGCAAGAAGCUCUUUGUUGUCAUACAAAACAAAAAGGAAAGAGCAGAACGAAAUGCAUCAUACAUACAUACAUGAGUUAUUCUGAGAUGGGUCAAGGCUGUGUGAACUGACCUUCAUACUCAGCGGUGCUACAACGUUGUCUUCUGUCACAAAAUCAAUGUGAAAUCCUCAAGUUUCAGGAAAGAACACAUGAAUUGUGUGACCCAUGUACAGUAUUGUUUGUUUUAUUUAUUGGCUUUACAAUACAGCGUUGCUGGAAGACUGUAUUAAUAAGCAGUAUAAAUGUGUCAUUUUAUUACUCUACCUUAAGUCCAUUACCUUUAUAUUUUGUAUUGUGUUUCAUAGGAUUUCAUGCUGACAAACUGCACUUUUUUGUAUUACAAACAUUUACUUUAUUUUUUAAAGAAAAAAAAUAUUUGACAUCAAAAUUCAGCAAUGUCAACAUUGAUUAGUGACUAUUUACAACAGCUGCCGAGUUGAAAUCUAGGGUAUGAACAGAGUCUGCUCUAUUUACCCAUAACACUGUGCUGCAUUAUUACAGAAGUCAUGUAUUGCAUGAAUGGAUAUGGCAGAAAAACAAUGCAUUACAUAUUGUUAUGGUUAAAAGCACUAAUAAACGGGUGGUUUUCACAAUGUAAAUGAAAUAACAAUAAACAAAUGUGA
Anoplopoma fimbria (sablefish) is the source of this 5230-nucleotide messenger RNA. Its product is annotated as A disintegrin and metalloproteinase with thrombospondin motifs 16. The coding region runs from base 1 to 3906 and encodes 1301 amino acids. Gene Ontology annotation, cellular component: extracellular matrix. Gene Ontology annotation, biological process: extracellular matrix organization; proteolysis. Gene Ontology annotation, molecular function: metalloendopeptidase activity. The transcript is spliced from 24 exons. The record is from RefSeq and is a predicted model, not a curated record. NCBI's taxonomy places the organism in Eukaryota, Metazoa, Chordata, Actinopteri, Perciformes, Anoplopomatidae.